Messenger RNA from Pogoniulus pusillus (Red-fronted tinkerbird), 4599 nucleotides. RefSeq names its product galactosylceramidase (gene GALC). The transcript has 17 exons. Lineage: Eukaryota; Metazoa; Chordata; Aves; Piciformes; Lybiidae. Bases 201 to 2225 code for a protein of 674 amino acids. Gene Ontology annotation, cellular component: lysosome. Gene Ontology annotation, molecular function: galactosylceramidase activity. The record is from RefSeq and is a predicted model, not a curated record. Gene Ontology annotation, biological process: galactosylceramide catabolic process.
CCCGUAAGGGCUGUUAGCCUUCCCCUUCGCCUUUUCGUUUACCGAAAUGGCGGCGAAGGGCGCUCCCGCCCCGCCUCCAAGGUGACUGCCAGGUUGUGCGGUCACGUAACAGGCGGAGCCGGGUAGGGGCGAGUCGUGAUAGGGACGGGGCUGCGUGCGCGGGUGCUUUCGGCGGCGCGGCGCGACGCGACGCGGAUGGUAUGGGGUGCGCGGCUCUGCUGUGGGGCUGGCUCCUGCUUGGCUGCAGCUGGGGCCCCGGGUCCCUCGGGGUUGGUGCCGCUGCAAUCGCGAAGGCCGCCUACGUACUUGACGAUGCCGGUGGGCUGGGCAGACAGUUCGACGGGAUCGGGGCUGUCAGCGGCGGCGGGGCCACAUCUAGACUCCUGGUGAACUAUCAAGAACCUUAUCGCUCCCAGAUUUUAGAUUAUCUGUUCAAGCCAAAUUUUGGUGCUUCUCUACAUAUCCUCAAAGUAGAGAUUGGAGGUGAUGGACAGUCAACAGAUGGUACUGAACCCUCCCAUAUGCACUAUGAAAAUGAUGAGAACUACUUCCGGGGCUAUGAAUGGUGGCUGAUGAAAGAGGCUAAGAAGAGGAACCCCAACAUUAAAAUGAUUGGAUUACCGUGGACAUUUCCAGGAUGGAUAGGGAAGGGUGAAAACUGGCCUUAUGACUAUCCAGAUGUCACUGCUUACUAUAUUAUUUCUUGGAUAUUGGGAGCUAAACAGUAUCAUGAUUUGGACAUUGACUAUAUUGGGAUAUGGAAUGAGAGGGCUUUUAAUAGCAAAUAUAUUAAGCUGUUGAGGUACACAUUGGAUAAGCAUGGUCUGCAGCAGGUGAGGAUCAUAGCCAGCGAUAGACUGUGGGAGCCCAUUUCCUUUGUCUUGCUGCUUGACUCUGAGCUCCAUGGAGUGGUCGAUGUCAUUGGUGCUCACUAUCCUGGGACAAAAACAGUGCCAAAUGCCUUAUUAACUAAGAAGAAGCUGUGGUCUUCCGAAGAUUACAGUACUUUCAAUGACGAAGUAGGUGCAGGCUGCUGGGCUCGGAUUCUGAACCAAAAUUAUGUGAAUGGAAACAUGACCUCAACUAUUGCAUGGAAUUUGGUGGCUAGUUACUAUGAAGAGUUGCCCUUUGGUCGAUGUGGAUUAAUGACAGCGCAAGAGCCAUGGAGUGGCCACUACAAAGUUGAAGCUCCUAUUUGGAUUACAGCACAUACAACACAGUUUACUCAGCCAGGCUGGUCAUACUUGCAAGUGGAUGGACACUUAAAAGGAGGUGGCAGUUUUGUUGCUCUGACAGACGGCCUAGGAAACCUCACCAUCAUCAUUGAAACUAUGACUCAUAAUCACUCUCAGUGUAUCAGACCUCCACUGCUUCCUUUCAUUGUGACACCUCAGACAGCAACUUUCUACCUUAAAGGGUCAUUUUAUAUGAUAGAAACCCUUCAGGUGUGGCAUUCUAGACUUGGUUUCAAAUCUGGAAACACUAGUCUUUUCCAGCAACUCGAACCUGUAAAGGUAUGGAGGGGAAGUUUUUCUUUAGAUCUAAAUGUGGAUGAAGUCUACACUUUAACUACACUCAGGACAGGGCAGAAAUGUGGUUGCCCAGAGCCUCCCCAACCUCAGCCCUUUCCUUCAAAUUACAAGGAUGAUUUCAAUAUUCGUAAUCCACCUUUCAGUGAAGCCCCAAAUUUUGCAGAUCAGACAGGUGUUUUUGAAUACUUCGUAAAUGCUUCUGACCCUGGAGAUCAUGUGUUCACACUCCGCCAGGUGGUGGUUCAGCGACCCAUCACUUGGGCUUCUGAUGCAGACCAGACCAUCAGUCUCAUAGGAAAUUUUAAGUGGGUAAACUUGACAGUCACAUGUGACAUCUACAUAGAAAAUGCACGUGAUGGGGGCGUGUUUAUUGCAGGAAGGGUCAACAAUGGUGGGAUAUACGUUCGACGUGCCAAAGGAGUUUUCUUCUGGGUUUUUGCAGAUGGCACCUACAGAGUCACUAGUGACCUAGCUGGAAAAGAAAUAUUGAUGAAAGGACUUUCUGGUGUCCGGGAUAACACAUGGCACACUCUUACUCUGAACAUUCAGGGCACUUCUGCCUCAGGACAGCUAAAUGGUUAUCCACUCUGGGAGAAUGUCACCAUUUCUAAACCAAGUAAUGGCUGGGCUGCUAUUGGAACUCGCUCAUUUGAGUUUGCACAGUUUGACAACUUUCAUGUUGAAGCUAGCUGAGGUGGCUUUUGCAUUUGGUGACCACAGUUCUUGUAUUGGAAUACGAGCCAGUUCAGACUUUGAGAACACCUUGGUGCUAUGCUGAGAUUGAUCUGAUGUCACAGAAUCUGAAGUCAGCCCUUGUUAUUUGUUAAAGGUUUACUUCACUAAGUAUCAACAUGACUGUAAUUUUAUCCCCUGGUUACUGGGAAGUUUUUGCCAUUAUGUUUUUUGGGGGAGUUAAAUUUUUGAUCAAUUAAUGAUGAAAACAAGCCCAUGGAUUUUAAAUCCAUUUUAAUAAUGACAACUUAACUUCCCAGAUACUUUUUAAUGUACAUAACAGAAGACAGAGGCAUCUCAAGCUGUGUUUUUUUCACUACAUGACUGUGUCCAUUCCUUUCACUCUGAAAAGAAAGAAUUAAAUGCCAGUAAGCCUUGAGCCAGUGGCUCCAUACUUCUGUAUGCUUGUCAUUCAGAUUUCAUUUGGAUGAAGUACCUACUGUUUUUGUAGUGAAAAAGAUGUGUGAUUUUUUUCUGCUGCAGUCUAAGGCUAAACAUUACAAGUAUUUCAAAUGCACUUGAUUACUUUUUCUGAUUUUGAUUAACAGCCUUCAAAUAGUUCUUAUUUUCAGUGGAAUGGAAAUGUGCUUUAUGGUUGAUCAGACAGUGCAGGAUGUGCUUUACUCCUAAACUACCUCCUCUUUCCAAUGAAAGAGUUGAAAUGGGUGAAAAGAUAGCAUAACUUGUAGUUUGUUAAUUGUAGCUGCACGAGUGUGUGUUCGUUUUGUUUGGUUGUUGUCUUUUUGUGUAUGUGUCUUAUUUUAUUUUGCUUUAUUCCCUCACGGUGCAAAGAAUGAAAACUUUGCAUCAUGGAUGCUGUCAAACAGACUGCUUACUUUCACAUCAAGUCACAUGUGGAAAUAAGGUCCUUUGUUCCUAGAAACUUGGGCAAUUAUCUCUCACUUAGAGCAGAAAAAAAAAUAUAUGAGUGUAGCACAGAGGUGAUACAGAUAUUAUCACUCUUUGCCCCUAAGAGAUUGUAUCAAUUCAUAAGGUAAGUGACAGCAAGCAGAUUCAGAAUCAUUUAGAGUGCUAGGCAAUAGCAUUGGCACACAUGUCUGUUUCUAACUUUUCUUAGCCAUCACAGCUUGAAGUACAGAGGGUAUUUUAGAUCCUUGUGUUUUUAACAAGUGACUGAUACAAAAUAAUAUUAAUUGAGAAUAUCAUGAGGUACUGAAUGAUGUUUUCAUCACACACAUUCCAAGCCAUGCAGUUGGCUUCUGAAUUUGUCUUGUUUGCUGUUGUUGAUUGAGGAUGAUGUUGUCAUAAAACAUGGCUCUUGUGUCCAUCUGCUUUUCAAACUCAUGUUCUGUUUAACUGACAAGUAAGAAGUUCCACAGAAUUGAUAGGGCACUAAUAGCUGUAUGAGGUGAUCUGCAGUAGGCAAUAUCUUGAGUAACAGAUUUGCAAUAUAGUUUGAUUUUUGUGGAUUAUUAUUUCAUCCACUUUAUAGGCUGAUUCCAGUACAUGUUAACUUCAGUCUUUAAAGUUGUCACUUAAUAAAGAGUUUAUGUAAUAUGAAUCAUUACUUGAAAUUUUGUAUAAAGGUUUGUCUUCCAAAUUAGCCUUUGGAGCAGUGAUCUCGAAAGUCCAUCUCUAAUAUGUAAGAGUGCUUUUAACUAUUACUCUGCUGUGAACUGAUUGAAUCAUUCACACAUGCAAGUUUGCUAUGUGCUAGUAACUUUGGAAAGUGAUCCAAACCACAAAACUCUUACAGAAGGCUUCCAAGUAGUAAGUAACAAUUUACUUACCUGGGUGAAAAAUUAAAGGCAUUUUUCCACUUCAAUUCCAUUGGAUGAUUGAAGUUUGGAUGCAAAUCUGUUUAUUACUUGCUUGGUUUCAGAAGGGAUGUCACUGGUAAUACAAGAGAUGUAUCUCACAGAGUAAACUUAUUUUAGUUGUGAUGGUUUCCCUACUUCUUGGAGACCUCUUGGUAGCUUAUGUGUCUACAAGCAGUGUUUGUGUAAGAGAGAGAUCAGCGAUGAUGCAGUUAAGUCCAAAGGAGCUGUCCAUUUUUUUAUAUUUAAUGCACUAAACAUUGGAUACUAAGCACAUUUAUAUUUUGUCACUUAAAGUGUUGAUUUUAUUUGUUGUUCUAAUCUUAAUUUAUAAUAUUAGAGGAUUAAACUGUUACAAACUGAAUAAAUAAUUUAAUAGUGUUAUUAUUCAUCUUUAUAUGUCUGUAAUUCUUCACCCUUCAGCAGGCUGUAAUAUGUUUGGCAAUAAGAAGCUGUCAAGUCUUUUACAGAGGGGUGGAUUUAUGUUGUUAAUUAUAAAUACUAAUAAUUUUAAAUGGACAAAUAAAAUACUUAACCCUGCUGUAUUUGUGCAGAGA